This is a messenger RNA of Monascus purpureus, 2376 nucleotides long. The record is from the annotation of a GenBank genome assembly. Lineage: Eukaryota; Fungi; Ascomycota; Eurotiomycetes; Eurotiales; Aspergillaceae.
AUGAGGCCUUUUCAUGCUUUCUUACCACUAAUUGCCAAUGUAUUAUGCUUACUAAAUGCUGCUGAGGCCCAUUCGCAAGCGCCAAGUGCUAUCAAAUAUGUCUCCACGCUUGAUAAUCCAGUAAUCAAUACUCCCUCGCACCGUGUCAGCCACCUCUCCCACUUUGACCUUACAUUCUCGCUUCAUGGCGGAAGCCAGAGGAUUCGAUUGGAAUUGGAGCCAAACAAUGAUAUUCUGGCGGAGGAUGCAAGUGUCCGAUACUUGGAUGCGCAAGGGAAUAUCAAGAGAGAAGAGCCGAUUGACCGAGUUACUCACAGGGUUUUCAAGGGAAGAGCGUCAGUGGGAACAAAGAAUGGUCGGUGGGACCCCGUAGGGUGGGCCAGGAUAUACAUGAAAAGGGACGGGACUUAUCCGCUAUUCGAAGGUGCUUUCAGCAUUAUGCAUGAUGAUCAUCACAUUGAAUUACAUUCCACCUACUUGCAGAAAAGACGGGAAGGCGAUGCCCAUGUUCCACACCAAGAAUCGGACUACAUGGUCGUAUACCGUGACUCCGAUAUAGUGCGAUACGUCCAGUCGCAUACGAAGCGUUCGUUAAUCGGCUCCUCGAUAUGCCAUGCGGACAAGCUCGGCUUCAACUCUGACCCAAGCCGCCUGUUUUUCCAACCGGAUUUGCAGCAGAACAUGUCCAUGGCAGACUGGAGCGUUAUGUCGUUCGGAUCACUCCUCGGACUUACCAGGCGCCAAUCAGAUAUCUCAGGCUCACUGGGGAAUUCCGGUAAUGUUAACUUGAGGUCAACAAUUGGUAGCACGGCAGGGUGCCCAACCACAAGGAAGAUUGCCUUAAUCGGGGUUGCGACGGAUUGCGAAUUCACCCAGUCAUUCAACUCGACCCAAACUGCCCGGGAAUGGGUUAUCAGUGUGGUGAACACUGCGUCAAAUGUCUACGAGAAGAGCUUCAAUAUCUCGCUGGGUUUACGGAACUUGACUGUAAGCGACGCCGCGUGUCCAGAAUCUGCUUCAUCGACCACUCCUUGGAAUCUACCGUGUUCCCAGUCGAAUAUCACCUCACGGCUCAACCUUUUCUCCCAGUGGCGUGGGUCUAAUCCAGACUCCAAUGCAUAUUGGACUCUCAUGAGCAAUUGCCCCACUGGUUCUGAAGUAGGACUGUCAUGGUUGGGGCAGCUGUGCAAUACCGGAUCCGAGUCGGAAGGUAGCGACACUGUCAGCGGAACCAACUUCGUUGCCCGCACACAAGCUGGGUGGCAGGUCUUUGCACAUGAGUCAGGUCACACAUUUGGUGCUGUCCAUGAUUGCGAUUCUCAGACCUGCGCUCAGGGCCUUGACAGGUCAUCUCAAUGUUGCCCCGUUUCUUCUUCUUCAUGCGAUGCCAAUGGAGAUUAUAUCAUGAACCCCAGUGCCGGAAGUGGUGUCACUCGGUUCUCUCCCUGCACAAUUGGAAAUAUCUGCUCUGCUAUGGGUCGAAACAGCGUGAAGUCUCAGUGUCUCUCGGACAAUCACGGUGUCCCGACCAUCACUCCUAGCCAAUGUGGGAAUGGGAUUGUCGAGGAGGGUGAAGACUGCGACUGUGGUGGAGAUGAAUCCUGCGCAAAUAACAACUGUUGCGACCCAAAUACCUGCAAAUACAAGAGUGGUGCAGUCUGUGAUGACUCCAACGACAGUUGCUGUACGAACUGCCAAUUCGCUUCUGCGGACACAGUCUGUCGCCCCAGCACGGGCCCCUGCGACAUAGAAGAGAAGUGCACUGGCACUUCUAGUGCCUGUCCUUCGGAUUCCCACAAACCAGAUGGCUCUAAUUGCGGUGGUGGUUCCAGCGGUCUCACUUGUGCCAGCGGCCAGUGUACCAGCCGUGACCAGCAAUGCCAGGAUCUGUUAGGAAGUCAGCUAAACAGUAACGAUACACAGGCAUGUGACGACGUCUCAUGCCUUUUAACAUGCACGUCUUCUUCCCUGAGCAUUAACGAAUGUGCAACUACCAAUAAGAACUUCCUCGAUGGUACGCCAUGCCGUGGUGGUGGUCAUUGCCAAAAUGGUCGCUGCGAGGGCUCUUCAUUCGGCAAAGAAAUCGAGUCCUGGGUUGACAAGCACAAAGGUCUUGUCAUCGGCCUUGCGGCCGGGAUAGGAGGUCCCCUUGUUCUCUGCAUUCUCUGGUGCCUCAUCAGCCAAUGCUGUUGCGGACGACGUGCAGCUGCGGCCCGCAAACCGCCGCCUCCUCCCGUUCAGUAUGGGUAUACUCAAUGGCAUGGCGCAAUGCCGGCGUCGUAUACACCUCUACAACCAUGGCCAAAUAGCAAUUCCCGGCUUGAGAGGCCGUUUCCACCUUAUCAAGGUUAUCAAGGACCGCCUGUGUAUGGUUGA